UAAUCUUAAACAUUUUUCCAUCUCUUCUCCAAUUCUUCCUAAAUCCUACUCUUAACUCUCUACUCUCUAAUUCUCUUCUCCAAUAUAUUUAUAUAUCUACUUUAUAUUAAUUAUCUACUUAUAAUUUAUAAAUACAUACAUUAUGUUACUUAUAUUUCUUAUCUAAUUAUAUAUUACUUAUACAUUUAUUAUAUCUAUUAAUAUAGUUGGAAUUAUAUCUAAUUAAUUUGAAGUCGUUCUAUUACUCCCAUCCGAAAGACCGAAAGUCCGAAAGAGAUGGAUCGUCCUAGAUAUUCGGUUGAUAUGGGUAACCUCGCAACCGAACGAAAGAGCUUGCGAGGAAGAGAUCCCGCAAAGGUAAAUCACAUAUCGGCUCUUCAUCUCAAAAUCAAGAUGAUUUUGAUACGGGUUACGCAAGGAGGGAUGGGGAUGCGAUGACCGACGAACAACUAGAACAAGAAUUGCACCGACACAAUACCUCAAACCAAUUUAUUCAUGAAGCUGUUAAUCUCGUCGAUGCUUUUUCAAAUUUUGAGAAUGCUGAUUAUGUGAGUUAUUUUGCUAGUUUUAUGAAGGAAAAGUUUUUAAAAUAUUAUUCACAUAUUCCGCAUAUUUAUGGUAUUGCAUUUGUUCUCGAUCCUCGUUUUAGACUUGGUUCUUUAGAAGAAUGUUUAAAUUAUUAUUAUGCUGCUUUUUUUGUCCAAUGCCAAUGUAUGAGGACAACCCAAUUGAUCUGAAAAAAGAAUACAGCGAGGUUAGUGAUAUAUUAUAUGCAUUAUUUAAUGAGUUUCAUGCACAAUAUGACAAUGUGCCCCCUCCCCCAACACAGACAUCAUCUAAAGGAAAAUCAAUUUUCAAAUCUACAUUUGUCAAUCUUAUUAAAAAAACGAAAUCAACUGCCGCUACGCAACAAAGCACAAUUAAUAAGAUUUUUUUGUAUUUAACAUAUGAUGUUGAUUUUGAAGAAGAUGAUGAUUUUGACGUACUAAACUGGUGGAAGGGAAAAGAAAGAAUGUUCCCGGUUUUAGCAAAGAUGGCUAAGCAAGUGCUAUCAAUGCCGGUUUCAACAGCUGCCGCAGAACAAGAAUUUAGUUCGACCGGCAAUGUCCUAACGCAAUAUAGAACGAGGUUGAGCCCAGAAUCUCUUGAGAUGCUUAUAUGCUACCACAAUUGGUUGAAAGCGGCCUGUAGAGCUCAAGAAAUUGACAUCACUCCAUCCCAACACUUUAUGGAUGGAUCUACAACCGAG
Messenger RNA from Cuscuta europaea, 1249 nucleotides. The record is from the annotation of a GenBank genome assembly. NCBI's taxonomy places the organism in Eukaryota, Viridiplantae, Streptophyta, Magnoliopsida, Solanales, Convolvulaceae.